AUGUCGGAGAAACUUAUACCUUGGAUAUUAAAUGGUCAAGAUAUCUUGACUACCGGUGUGACUCAACAAGUAGUUGAUCCAAAUGGUUGUCAGCUAACGCCAGCAUCUUGCUUACGUGAUCUUGAGAAGGACGUAAAUAUGUUGGCUGAAAUUGCUGCAACGGGUAUGCAAAAAUGGAGGGACAUUCUGUUUCUGGAUAAAAGGAAAAUAUAUGAAAGGGCAAAGAUCUUAGCACUUGAAAGGCAAGAUGAACUUAAAGAAGCGCAUGUUGAGAUUGGAGGACCUGAUUGGUUUGUAAACUUUAAUGUUGGUACAUUGAUUGACUUUAUUGAUGAAUAUUCAGCUCAACUAUCAGCUAGUGAUGGAGAAAUAGUCAAACUGAACGCUAGUAAGUUGGCAAUGGUGAUUAAGGAGCCAAUAGGUCCAGUACUCUCUAUGAGUCCUUGGAAUGCUCCAGUCAUUCUUUGUGCCAGAUCCAUAUUGGCACCAUUAACUGCAGGUUGUUCUGUUGUUAUCAAACUGACAGAGAAAUGUCCUCGAGUUGCAUAUUUGUUAGUACGUUUGUUUCUUGAAGCAGGCGUACCUGGUGAGACCAUUCAAUUGGCUCAUACAACCAUUGAAGAUACCCCUAAGUUUGUAGAUUUGAUGCUUAAGAAUGUUUUCAUCAAAAAGAUCAACUUUACAGGUUCAACUAACGUGGGUAAAAUCAUUGCAGGAGUUGCUGCCAAAUACUUGAAACCAUGUUUACUUGAAUUAGGAGGUAAGAACUCCACCAUUAUAGAACCUGAUGCUGAUUUGGAUGAAGCUAUUCCUAAGACUAUCUGGGCCAGUUGGGCUCAUCAAGGCCAAAUAUGUAUGUCUACUGAUAGUUGCUAUGUUCAUGAGUCAAUAUUUGAGAACUUUAAAACCAAAUUGCAAACAGUUGCUGAAGAAUUAGCUAAGGAACCACAAUUUAAUCAUAAGGUGAGAGAUUCUUCUAUAGGAUCUAAGGUCAAAACUCUUAUUGAUGAUGCUUUAACUAAAGGUGCAUCAUUGAUAUUCCCAGAUAUUAUUCCAGAUGACGAAAGCUCAACAGUUAUACUUGGAGACAUUACUGAUAGGAUGGAAAUAUCUCAUACUGAAAUAUUUGGUCCAGUCCUCACUCUAUCUAGUUAUCUGGACACCAAAGAACUUAUCCAAAAACUUAACGAAGGUUCUUAUGGGAUGAAGGUUUCCCUUUGGUCUAAAGAUAUAAUGAAGGCCCUUGAUUAUGCCAAACAAAUACAAGUUGGUGGAGUCCAUAUUAAUCUGCCUACUAUCCAUGAUGAAUCUACCUUACCACAUGGAGGAGUUAAUUUAAGUGCAAGUGGGGAGUGCAAGAGUUCCAAAUGA
This is a messenger RNA of Lizanozyma spartinae, 1371 nucleotides long. RefSeq lists its product as uncharacterized. Lineage: Eukaryota; Fungi; Ascomycota; Pichiomycetes; Serinales; Debaryomycetaceae. The coding region runs from base 1 to 1371 and encodes 456 amino acids. The record is from RefSeq and is a predicted model, not a curated record. The transcript is spliced from 2 exons. Gene Ontology annotation, molecular function: succinate-semialdehyde dehydrogenase (NAD+) activity.